Messenger RNA from Anoplophora glabripennis (Asian longhorned beetle), 2821 nucleotides. Its product is annotated as zinc finger protein 729-like. The transcript is spliced from 5 exons. Gene Ontology annotation, cellular component: nucleus. Gene Ontology annotation, biological process: regulation of transcription by RNA polymerase II. The record is from RefSeq and is a predicted model, not a curated record. Gene Ontology annotation, molecular function: DNA-binding transcription factor activity, RNA polymerase II-specific; RNA polymerase II transcription regulatory region sequence-specific DNA binding; zinc ion binding. Lineage: Eukaryota; Metazoa; Arthropoda; Insecta; Coleoptera; Cerambycidae. Bases 51 to 2249 code for a protein of 732 amino acids.
AACUGUAAAAUUUGUUAUCUGUCUUGAAUAUCUCGUUAGGAGAGAAAACAAUGCAACCACAAAAUUAUAAAAAGACAGUUUGCAGAUUGUGUCUUAAUAUUAUAAGCGAUACUAAUGAUAAAGUAAUAGAAGAAGCCCUAAGGGAAAUUCUAAAGUUUACUUUGCCGAACCUAGGUUUGGGGGAGAGAGACAAACAGUUCAUGUGUAAAGUGUGUUCUGUGAAAUUAUUCGCUGCUUUCAAUUUUAAGUCGGCAUGUAUGGGUGCCGAGGAUAUUAUAUCUUUAUAUGUUAAUGCCAGUAAAGCAAUUGACUUAAAGGAAAUUUAUCUAGAGGAGAAUGGAAAUAUUCAGUUAACUGAUAUAUCAGAAAAUGAGAGAAUUUGUCGAUUGUGUAUUCAGUUGGUAACACGUAGAUCUGUGUCAUUGAAUGAAGUUGAUGCGGAUAUAAUCGAUACAUAUAUACCACAAGUAAACUUCAGUAUUACCAAUGACCCCGUUUUGUGUGGAUCAUGUUUUGAUUCACUUUGUACUCAUGGCACGUUCUUAAAUAACUGCAUUGAUGCACAGGAGAAACAUAAAAACGAACAGUUUUGUAUUAAAACUGAGAAGAUUGCAAUAAAACUGGAAGAAGAUGGUCAAGAUGAACAGGUGAAAUAUAAAACUGUUGAAGAGGAGCCUUUUAAAUCUGAAGAAGCUGAAAUAAAACUGGAAGAAGAUGAACAAGACAAAUAUACAGAGAUUGAUAAGCCGUCUUAUAUUAAACCCGAAGAGACUGAAGUAAAAUUGGAAGAACAUGACGCUCAGGAGAAAUAUAAAAGUGUUGAUAAGCAGUCUAUUAAAUCUGAAGAGAUUGAAAUAAAGGUAGAGGAAUGUGACCAGAACGGUGAUUUCACCUCAUAUGAUUUAUAUAAUGAAGCAAUUGAAAAUAAAAAGCACACUUAUCAAGCUGAAGGAGAAAUAAAAAAUGAAUAUGUGUGUAAAUGUGAGACAGAAGAAAUUCAAAUGAACAAACAUGAAACUCUAUUAGAUAAAACACCACAUAAGAGUGGAAAUAAAAGAAAGCUGACGGGCAGUUUACCACACGAAAUUGCUCCAAAACUAAAGAAGUACAAACAGGAUAAAUUUGUACAUGGUACUAAUUACAACAAUAGUUCUACGUGUCAUGAGGAUGCUUCUAAAGCACAAAUGUAUAAAUGCAGUAUGUGUGCUUACGAAACUAAACAUAAGGGCCAUCUGAAGGUGCACCAGUUAACGCACAAAGACCCUUCUAAAAUCCAAAUGUACAAGUGUGAGGUAUGCAGCUAUGAAAGUAAAUAUAAGGGACAUCUAAAAGACCAUCAGUUAUUGCACAAAGACCCUUCGGAAAUAAAAAUCUACAAGUGUGAUACGUGUAAUUACAAAUUUAAGCGGAAGGGUCAUCUGAAGGCCCAUGAGUUAACACACAAAAACCCUUCUGAAAUCCAAAUGUAUAAAUGCGAUACAUGCAGUUACGAAACUAAACAAAAGAGUCAUCUGAAAGUGCAUCAGGUAACCCACAAAAACACUUCGGAAAUCCAAACGUACAAGUGUGAUAGAUGUAGUUUUGAGACUAAACGUAAGAGUUACCUGAAAGAGCACGACGUAUCGCAUAAAGACCCCUCGGAAGUUCAAAUGUAUCAGUGUGAUGUGUGUAAGUUCAAAACUAAGUACAAAAAAUGCCUAAAGAGGCACCAGUUAAAGCACAAAGACCCUUCAGAAAUUCAAAUGUACAAGUGUGAUAUGUGCACUUAUGAAUCCAAAUAUAUGAGGGGCUUAAAAGUGCAUCAGUUAAUACACAAAGACCCCUCGGAAAUCCAAAUGUACAAGUGUGACACUUGUACUUACGAAACUAAAUUUAAGGAUAAGCUAAACAGACAUAAGGUAACACACAAAAACAUUUCAGAAACCCAAACUUACAAAUGUGAUGCAUGUGGAUAUGAAACUAAACAUAAGAGAUAUCUCAAAGAUCAUCAGUUAAGACACAAAGAUCCUUCAGAAAUCCAAAUGUACCAGUGUGACAUUUGCACUUAUGAAACCAAGUAUAAGAGUGGUCUAAAAGUGCAUCAGUUAUUGCACAAGGAACUUUCAGAGAUCAGAAUGUACCAGUGUGAUAUGUGCUGUUUUGAAACUAAGCAAAAGAGUAAUCUGAAAGUGCAUAAGCUAAGGCACAAAGACUCUUCUUCAAAAAUCGAAAUAAACGAGUGUGAUACAUAUAGUUGGGAAACUAAGUGAGAUCAGUCUUCAGGUGGACAUUUGGCAAUGGUUUUUCUGUGUCUGCCCUAGAAAAAUAUAAAUGCAAAAUUGAUGGAAAAAAUAUUUUUUGCGACACUGAAGGAAAUAAAAUGUUAAUGUAUCGCAAGAAAGAAUAAAAAGCAUUUUAAAAUUAAUUAUGGGACAUAAGGAUCAUUCUAGUCACUAAUGAAGAAUAGGAAGAUUUUUUUAGGGUUGUUCGGGAUAUAAGAUUUUAUUUCUAAAAAAUAUGCCGAUGCAAAUAUUCCUUGCGUCAAACAGAGGAGAAGAUAUUGAUGUCCAUCCCCAUUCUACUAGAAACCUCAGAAUUCUGACACCACUGAGUAUUUUUGAAAUUUGAUUAGCACAUUUGUUUCCCGACUGUAUUUCAAAUAAAAAAAGGCCAUUUUACAGUUUAGUUAGAAAACAAACCAUUUUUGAGUACCGUUUUUUAAAAUCUAAAAAUUCUUUUCUUAUAAUUAUGAUUUUAAAUACAAUCAAGUGUUAUAAAAAGUUUCAUCAGACUAGAGAGAUUUUUAUAAAUGUAAUAUUUUUCAAAACCUUUUAACAUUAUC